AUGCAGUACAUGUAUGUUGUCAGCUCUCACACCAACUCCAAUGCUGCCAACAUUCCUAACGCAUCUCUGAUAUCAACUGUAACGUUGUCAUUUUAUGUUGUACAUGCUGUCUUGGCUCAUCCUUCAUGUUCGUUUGUCGUGCAGUCCGCCACUCCGUUUGUAAACAACUCCCACCAAUGUAUUACAUCUGCUGCUCUCUCUGAUUUGUUGUCCCAAAUUGAUGAAUUCCUACUCCACAAUAUCAUAAAAAAAUUCUCCUUUCCUACUUUGACAGUGAAUUUAAUAUGCGACGGGUUUUCUAUCCAAAUGUUCCUAUUUAGCUGCAGCGCAUGCUGUGUCUCCACAUGUCCAGACUUUGCCAAGUUUGAAUACUCUUAUUACACAGCAGCAGCACGUGCUCUGCUGUCUCCGAGUCCACUUUACACCACCGAUAAUCAAUCCCAGCCUACACCCUUUUGUAUAUCAAUCUUAGACAAAUUGGUCAACAUGGUCUACCAGUAG
Messenger RNA from Vicia faba (fava bean), 501 nucleotides. The record is from the annotation of a GenBank genome assembly. NCBI's taxonomy places the organism in Eukaryota, Viridiplantae, Streptophyta, Magnoliopsida, Fabales, Fabaceae.